Messenger RNA from Closterium sp. Naga37s-1, 1266 nucleotides. The record is from the annotation of a GenBank genome assembly. NCBI's taxonomy places the organism in Eukaryota, Viridiplantae, Streptophyta, Zygnematophyceae, Desmidiales, Closteriaceae.
AUGAUCCCUCUUAAACCCUUCCGAUCUUCUCUCCAAAAGGUGCAGCGCAUGGCAGUGGGAAUAGUGGCUGGCCUAACCGGCUCAGACGAGGGUCUCAGCAAACUGUUACCAGAGGCUGACGUCAUAGCCGCUGCCCUGCUGCCGCUGCUCUCAGCCAAUAAGGAAAUAUCCCUCCCAUCCGCUCAAGCUUUGGUGAACCUGUCCCAGCACGAUGUGGCAGCAAAGGCUGUGAUUAAAGCGAGGGGGGUGGAGACAGCAGGGGGGAUGGCCGUGGGACGAGGGGGAGCAGGAGGGGGAGGAGGCGGGAAGGGGAAGAAUGCGGGGUUGAUGGUGAUGCUGCUGGCGAAUCUGACUCAGCUGGACGAAGGAGCAGAGAAGCUUCUUGAGCCCAGUGGGUCCGUGCCUCUCCUCGCCUCGCUCACAAGGCGAUUCGCCAUGAGUGCCGACAGGGAGGAGUGGCAGGAGGACGAUUACGAGCACCCCAGUGGGUCCGUGCCUCUCCUCGCCUCGCUCACAAGGCGAUUCGCCAUGAGUGCCGACAGGGAGGAGUGGCAGGAGGACGAUUACGAGCACCCCAGUGGGUCCGUGCCGCUCCUCGCCUCGCUCACAAGGCGAUUCGCCAUGAGUGCCGACAGGGAGGAGGGGCAGGAGGACGAGUACGAGCACGUGGCCACCAUUCUAGUCAACGCCACUCGCCUGGAAGCUGCCAGGAAGCUGCUCCUCGACCCAGAAAAGAAGCUCCUAAGACAGAUCCUGCCCCAAACCUCGUCUUCAAAUCGAAUCCGCAGUCAGGGGCCAUGGCCACGUGUAGCCAUGGCCACGAUGUCAACAGACCUGGACUGGCCGUACCACUGUCAGUCAUGCACUCUCCAGUCCACACAAUCUCGCCCCGUGUCACUCACCUCCUCCCCCAUGCCCCCCUCCCAGGAAUACAGCAAGGAGGACAGGGAGCAGAUGCUGCCCGAGCUGGCAGUACCACUGUCCAUGGAGCGACCUCCUGAAUACAGCAAGGAGGACAGGGACCAAAUGCCGCCAGAGCUCGCCGUACCACUAUCCAUGGAGCGACCCCCUGUGACUGACGCCAAGCUCAGGGCCGAUGCUGCUGAUGCUCUCUUCCUCAUCGCCUCUGAGGAGGCGGGCAGAAAAGCUCUGUGGGCUGUGCACGGUGCAAGAAUACUCCAGGUGGGGUACGAGGAUGAGGAGGCUGACUUUCGAGUCAACUCUAAAGUCUCCUCUCCCUCCCCUCCUCCCCUCCCCUUGCCUUAA